CAUGCUACUGCACUCCAGCCUGGGUGACAGAGUGGGAACCUGUCUCUAAAAAACAAAACAAAACACAAGACAUUUGCAGGGAAUUACUCUUUAUCCUCCAGCACUAAAAACUGCUUUCAGUGCUGAGGUCGCAAGUGAGGAAGCAGGUGCUCAGAGACAGUGCUAUUUCCUGGGCUGGGGCUGUGCCACCCAGAAAUCGUUCUUGGGUGUCACAGUGGGUGAGGCAGACAGCGUAGGCCCAAUUUCAGCCUCCAGCUCUAGGGAACAGAGACCACUGCCACCUAUACUUCUCUACUCACUUGCCUUGUUCCCUGAAGUUUCUCUGGCAGAUGGGUGAUUGGGUGGGGAGAGGAGGAUGCCACUUGCCCGGGGGCUUCUUGUCAGGAACUGAAGAAACACCAGGAGGAAGAACAACAAUCGGAGAAAAAACUCCAGCCACCUAAGAAGUUAAAUGUGCUGCAACCACCAGUGGCGAAAUUGUGGACAUCACAGGAGCAACCACAGCCAUCACAGCAGCAGCCAUCAGUGCAACCACCAUCGCAGCCACCAGCACAGCCAUCAACAUUGCCACAGGCACAGGCGCAGGCACAGGCAUGGCCAGGGCCACAGCCACCACAACCACAGCCACCACCUCCGCCAACACAACCAAGUGUUGAAGCCCGUCGUACUCAGCACACCUCCAAAAGGAAUCUCCAGGAUUCCCAAAGUCCAGGUCACCAGCCUACCUCAGCGGGGAUCUACUAAGCUGGAGGGCAGUCUCUGUAUGAACAACAGAUUCCAGGGUCUCAUGAACCCAUGCCAAUCUAGCCCCAUCAAAAACACUGGGUAUUCACAACUCAAGUCUACCAAUUACAUACAGCAGUGGUGAUCCAGAGAUUGAACCCAAGACCCCAUGGCCAUCCCCAAAAUGCAGAUGAGCAACCACAUCUUCUCAGCAUCCAGCAAUAUCUCCACUCCAAAAGCCACCCACUCUAGAAGAGGAGGCUGCCAGGAAUAAAAUGUAAUUUUUUUCCUGGGA
Messenger RNA from Nomascus leucogenys (northern white-cheeked gibbon), 1018 nucleotides. It is a transcript of the gene CCDC200, whose product is annotated as coiled-coil domain containing 200. Lineage: Eukaryota; Metazoa; Chordata; Mammalia; Primates; Hylobatidae. The record is from RefSeq and is a predicted model, not a curated record. The transcript is spliced from 3 exons. Bases 452 to 868 code for a protein of 138 amino acids.